This is a messenger RNA of Pseudovirgaria hyperparasitica, 789 nucleotides long. Its product is annotated as ribosomal protein S5 domain 2-like protein. Gene Ontology annotation, biological process: poly(A)-dependent snoRNA 3'-end processing; rRNA catabolic process; nuclear mRNA surveillance. Gene Ontology annotation, cellular component: nuclear exosome (RNase complex); nucleolus; cytoplasmic exosome (RNase complex). The coding region runs from base 1 to 789 and encodes 262 amino acids. The transcript has 2 exons. NCBI's taxonomy places the organism in Eukaryota, Fungi, Ascomycota, Dothideomycetes, Acrospermales, Acrospermaceae. The record is from RefSeq and is a predicted model, not a curated record.
AUGCCUCUCGACACAUCAUCAUACUCGCUAGCAUUAUUGCGCCUCGAUGGCCGACGCUGGAAUGACCUACGUCGUCUUCAUGCCCAGGUCUCUACGCAGGCAGCGGCUGAUGGAUCAAGCUAUCUAGAAAUGGGCAACACCAAGGUCAUAUGCACAGUUCAAGGUCCAUUCGAAGCUUCGAAAAUGGGAAUGGCUGGUAGUUCCGCAAAUUCAGCACUGCUUCAGGUAGAUAUCGCAUUCGCCGGGUUCAGCGGGCUAGAGAGGAAAAGACGAGGUCGCGGGGAUAAGCACAUCAGCGAACUUCAACAGAUCAUCGUGGACUCUCUAACGGCAAAUAUUUUGACUACGCUGUAUCCUCGCUCCUCAAUUAACAUGACACUCCAUGUAUUGUCGCAAGAUGGCUCGAUACUCGCAGCGCUGCUCAAUGCCAGCACACUUGCCCUUAUAGAUGCCGGCAUACCCAUGAAGUCAUACCUUUGUGCUUGUACCGUAGGACAUACGACUUCGAGCUCUGGUAAUUCACAGAGUGAAAACGACAUUUCUGACCCAAUACUUGAUCUCAACUCUUUGGAAGAACAGGAGCUUCCAUUCAUGACAAUAGCAACGGUGUCCGGAGAGGCAGGAGAUGAAGAUAAACUCAGUGUGUGCCAAAUGGAGACUCGGCUGAGGAUGGAAAGGCUAGAAGAGAUGCUCGCGGUCGGUGUAGACGGAUGUAAGCGUGUCAGGGAAUUACUUGACGUAGUGAUACGUGCCCACGGACGAAAGCUGCUGCAGAAGGCAGCCGGGUGA